Molecule: messenger RNA, 1584 nt
Organism: Mycosarcoma maydis (corn smut)
Lineage: Eukaryota; Fungi; Basidiomycota; Ustilaginomycetes; Ustilaginales
Exons: 1
Coding region: 1-1584 (527 amino acids)
Biological process (GO): transmembrane transport
Cellular component (GO): membrane
Molecular function (GO): transmembrane transporter activity
Source: RefSeq, a predicted model, not a curated record
AUGUCGGAAACGGCUCGUGCUAGCAUCAGCUCGCACACCUCGAUUCUCUUGAAUGCUUCUCCCUCAAAACCGUCUCCGACCGCUUCGCAACUAGAGCAGCGCGGCGCUGUCAUCGAAAAGCCUCAACAAGACUCUUCACAACCACAACCGUUUACAUCUGCCCGUACCACCGACCACAAGCUCCUCGACGCCAACUUGGUAACAUGGGCCACCGACGACCCCUCCAACCCAUUCAACUGGCCCUAUCGUCGCAAGAUCAUGCUGCUCUCUGUGGUCACGGCUUGUGCCUUUUGUGUCACAAACACCUCCUCCAUCAUCAGCAAUGCUUACCAAGGCAUCCAGGACGAAUUCCACAUUUCUCGAACAGUCGCCAUCCUCGGUCUCUCGCUCUUCGUCAUCGGCCUUGGAAUCGGACCCAUGCUUCUUGGCCCGCUCUCGGAAUUCUACGGUCGUCGUCCUGUCUACUUGGUCUCGUACACCGCAUUCACCUUGCUCGGAUUGCCGGUGAGCUUUGCGAACAACCUCGCUGUCUUUCUAGUCUUUCGCUUCCUCACCGGCUUCUGUGGUUCCGCCUUCCUGAGCGUAGCAGGCGGCAGUGUCAGCGACAUCUUUGCGCCCACCGACAUCUUUGUUCCCAUGUCUAUCUACACCAACGGCCCCUUCUUGGGUCCGGUUGCAGGUCCACUGUUGAGUGGCUUCAUCAACCAACAUACCAAUUGGAGAUGGACAUUUUGGACCAUCAACAUCUGGUCGAGCGUGAUGCUGGCUAUCCUUGUCUUGUUCGGUCCGGAAACAUAUGCUCCUGCUUUACUCGCCGCGCGAGCCAAGAGAUCACGCAAGCAGACGGGUAACCAAGAGCUGUAUGCCGAGCACGAACGAAUCGUUGCCAGUAAAUCCCUGGUCAGGACCAUCGUAAUUUCCACGACCAGACCUUUCCAACUUCUCGUCCGUGAAGUGAUGCUUUUGCUCCUCUGUCUUUGGUCGGCCUUGUUGCUGGGAGUUCUCUACCUCUUCUUCGUCGCUUUUCCCAUCGUGUUUGAAGCGCACGGAUUCAACCUGCAAGAAAUCGGGCUGUCCUUCCUCGGCAUCGGAAUCGGCAUGGUCAUCGCCGUCCUGACCAUGCCCUAUUGGGCACGUCACUACACCCACCUCGUGCAGACCAAAGGUAACGGUGUUGCCGAACCCGAAUUCCGUCUACCUGUCGCUAUGGUCGGAGCCGUGUGUCUGCCGAUCGGCAUGUUCUGGUUUGCAUUCACCACGUACGCUUCCAUCCACUGGAUCGUCCCGAUCCUCGGAACGGUCGUGUUCGGAUUCGGAAUUAGCUACAUAUACACUUCAGUGUUUACCUAUACCACGCAUGCCUACAGACCAGUCGCUGCAAGCGCUAUGGCUGCCAACAGCUUCUGCAGGAGCUCUUGGGCUGCUGCGUUCCCGUUGAUCGCCAAACCAAUGUAUGAUCGCAUGACCACGCCCGGUGCCACCGCGUUCUUGGCUGGUCUCAACGUCUUGAUGAUCCCUGUCCCGUUCGUCUUUUAUCGGUACGGUAAAAAGAUCCGCGCCAAAAGUCAGUUCACUCAUACCUAG